This is a messenger RNA of Amborella trichopoda, 2708 nucleotides long. Its product is annotated as catalytics. Gene Ontology annotation, biological process: carbohydrate metabolic process. NCBI's taxonomy places the organism in Eukaryota, Viridiplantae, Streptophyta, Magnoliopsida, Amborellales, Amborellaceae. Gene Ontology annotation, cellular component: chloroplast. The record is from RefSeq and is a predicted model, not a curated record.
UCUCUACGCUCACUCGCACCUCACCUCUCUACUGGACUGGACUGGACUGGACUGGACUCGACUCGACUCGACUCCCUCUUUUCCUCGCGUCCAUGUUUUGCAAACUUUUGUUGGUAGGUGCUCUUCAAUCUGUCUGUGGAAAAGCCCUGAACCCCACCUCGCCGAUAUAUCAGAAGCCACUUGUUUCUCAUUUAAUUCGUAAGGAAACCGCAAGAUUCAUUCAUUUCUCCAAGGUCUCGGCCAUGGCGGAAGGAACCAAUAUGCACAACCAUGCCAAUAGGCUCUCCAAAGAGCACAGUCCUUACCUUCUUCAGCAUGCCCACAAUCCAGUUGACUGGUACCCUUGGGGAGAGGAAGCUUUUCAAAAAGCUCGGUCUAAAGGCAUGCCUAUUUUUUUGUCGAUUGGAUACAGCACAUGUCACUGGUGCCAUGUUAUGGAAGUAGAAUCAUUCGAGAAUGAAGAAGUCGCAGAGAUGCUGAACGAUUGGUUUGUUAGCAUCAAGGUUGACCGAGAAGAACGUCCAGAUGUUGAUAAGGUCUACAUGACUUAUGUGCAAGCUGUGUAUGGAGGUGGUGGAUGGCCAUUGAGUGUCUUCCUUUCCCCUGAUCUGAAGCCUUUGAUGGGUGGAACGUAUUUUCCUCCUGAUGACAAGUAUGGGCGACCAGGUUUCAAGACAGUACUCAGGAGAGUGAAGGAAGCUUGGGAUACUAAGAGAGACAUGCUCGAGCGAAGUGGGAUUUCCACUAUUCAACAGCUUUCGGAUGCUUUAUCUGCAACUGCUAGCUCUGACAGCUCGGAUAGGGCACUACCCCAAAAUGCUAUCCAACGAUGUGCUGACCAGCUUGCAAAAAGUUAUGAUGCAGAAUAUGGAGGUUUUGGGUCUGCACCAAAAUUCCCUAGGCCUGUGGAAAUUCAGCUAUUUCUUUAUCAGUCAAAGAGACUAGAGGAAAGUGGGAAGCCUCAUGAAGCAAAAAAAAACUUAGAUAUGGCUUGUUUUAGCUUACAAUGCAUGGCAAGGGGUGGGAUGCAUGAGCAUAUCGGAGGGGGGUUCCAUAGAUACAGUGUGGAUGAGCGUUGGCACGUUCCACAUUUCGAGAAAAUGCUUUACGAUCAAGGACAGCUUGCCAAUGUUUAUUUGGAUGCAUUCGAAAUAACAAAGGAUACCUUUUAUUCAUCCGUGGCCCGAGAUGUUCUUGACUACUUGAGGAGAGAUAUGAUAGAUGCAGGAGGAGGGAUUUAUUCAGCAGAAGAUGCAGAUAGUGCAGAGUUUGAAGGCGCAUCAAGGAAGAAAGAGGGCGCCUUCUACAUCUGGACAAGUGAAGAGGUUGAUGAAAUACUUGGAGCACAUUCAGCCUCUCUCUUCAAGGACCAUUAUUAUGUAAAACCUGGUGGAAACUGUGACCUUUCAAGAAUGAGCGAUCCCCAUGAUGAAUUCAAGGGGAAAAAUGUGCUGAUCGAGAGGGAGAGUCUUCCUGAGAGAGCUUCAAAGCUGGGAAUUUCAAUAGAUGAAUACUCUGAUAUUCUUGGAACAUCUUGUCAGAAACUCUUUAAUGUGAGAUCAAAUCGACCACGCCCUCACCUAGAUGAUAAGGUAAUUGUUGCGUGGAAUGGACUUGCGAUGUCGGCUUUUGCGAGAGCCUCUGUUAUUCUCGAGGCAGAACCUGAAGGAACCAAAUUUCACUUCCCUGUAACUGGCUGUGACCCGAAGGAGUAUAUGGAAGUUGCCGAAAAGGCAGCAUCUUUUAUCAGGAGUAAUCUUUACAUAAAAGAGAAUCAUAGGCUGUACCAUAGCUUCCGCAAUGGUCCAUCAAAAGCUCCAGGAUUUCUAGAUGAUUAUGCAUUCUUGAUUUCUGCCCUUCUAGAUAUGUAUGAGUUUGGAGGGAGGACUGAAUGGUUAUCAUGGGCAAUCGAACUUCAAGCUACACAGGAUGAAUUAUUUCUCGACAAAGAAGGUGGAGCAUAUUUCAACACCCCAGGUGAAGACCCGUCGAUCCUUUUGCGUGUGAAAGAAGAUUAUGAUGGUGCAGAACCCUCUGGAAACUCAGUUUCCGCCAUUAAUCUGAUAAGAUUGUCUUCAAUGGUUGGUGAUGACUUGUCCACCUACUAUCGACAGAAUGCGGAGCAUCUUCUGGCGGUGUUUAAUAAGAGGUUGAAGGAGUUUCCCAUGGCUGUGCCCCUUAUGAGCUGUGCGGUGGAUAUGCUUGCAUACCCUUCCCGCAAACAAGUGGUUCUUGUUGGUGACAAAAUGCUCCCAGAGUUUCAUGGCAUGGUUAGGGCAGCACAUGCUACGUCUGAUCUGAACAAAACUGUGAUUCAGAUUGAUCCGAGCAACAAGGAGGAUAUGGAGUUUUGGGAGGCCAAGAACCAGAGCAUUGCAUUAAUGGCCGAGAAGAGCCCUAAAGUUUCCAAGGCUGUGGCUCUUGUGUGCCAAAAUUUUACUUGUAGUGCUCCUCUUGUUGACCCAGAUGCUCUUAGGGAAUUACUCUUGCCACAACAAAUGGCCAUCUGAUGGUUUGCUUCUGUAUGUAUUCAUGUGUGACAUGUGAAUGACUUGUGUAAAGCCACCAGUGAGUCUGGUAUGUAAAUUAUGCAAUGCAUCCCGCCCCAGAAUCUCCUGUGCACCUGAGUUCAUUGUCCAAGUGGAGGGAAGCCGUUAUGAAAACAUAAUUUUCUUCAAAAAAAUAAAAUCAAGUCUAUGAUUGAAAGA